AUGGCCGAAAAGAAAGUAACGAGUGAAAAAAAGGAAUAUGAAUUCAAAUGGGAUGGAAAAGAGAUUAAGCACAGAUGGGAAGGUUUCGUGAAGUUUGGUAAUGCAUCGGCAACCGAAAUGACUGGCAAGAAUUUCGAUAAGUGGCUGAAAGAUGCAGGUGUUAUUGAUUCGAAAGCAAUAACUACAACGAUGACUGGUAUUGCCUUCUCUAAAAUCACCGGUGGACGAUUCAUUCACGAGAGUUUCCCAUUGUGGAGAGGGGCAGCCUUCUUAAUUCAAAAUCAGUCUACAGUUGUAUCAUUCAGCGCAAAAAAGAAGGCGAACUUCACCGAAACGAAACAAGUGCUUGUUGCAGUGGCUGAGGAUCGUGCUCGGACGGCAAAAAGUGACGUGCAAGAUGAACUGGAUAUAAUAACUGAUAAACUGUCCAAAUUAGAAGCACCGUUAUUAAAAGGUGCAGCCAAGCCAUCAGCGGAUACAGGUGUGUACAGUCGCUUAACUGACCAUACCAAAUACACCGGUGCACAUAAAGAACGUUUCGAUGCGGAAGGUAAAGGCAAAGGCAAGGCUGGAAGGGAGGAUGUGAAAAGUGAAACAGGCUAUGUAGCUGCGUAUAAAAAUAAAGAUACUUAUGAUAAAGCACAUGCUAAGCAAUAA
Messenger RNA from Anisakis simplex (herring worm), 657 nucleotides. The record is from the annotation of a GenBank genome assembly. Lineage: Eukaryota; Metazoa; Nematoda; Chromadorea; Rhabditida; Anisakidae.